Messenger RNA from Plutella xylostella (diamondback moth), 622 nucleotides. Its product is annotated as cuticle protein CP14.6. Gene Ontology annotation, cellular component: chitin-based extracellular matrix. Gene Ontology annotation, molecular function: structural constituent of chitin-based larval cuticle. The record is from RefSeq and is a predicted model, not a curated record. NCBI's taxonomy places the organism in Eukaryota, Metazoa, Arthropoda, Insecta, Lepidoptera, Plutellidae.
UAAGUUCAAAUGUCACCGCUCGUCCUUGCCUCGCAACGCAUCUUACCGCUCGUAUAAAUAGUCGCGUAACAUACGACACAGCAUCAGUCGCUUCUCAGCAUUCCUUCAGCACAGUCACAGGACAAACCCAACCUUUUCAAAAAUGAAAUCGUUCUUCGUAGUAGCCCUGCUGGUGGCCGCCGCCGCCGCCGCGCCCGCCAACCCUGACGCCGACGCGCAGAUCGUCCGCUACGACUCCGACAACAUCGGAGUUGACGGCUUCAACUAUGCUUUCGAGACCUCCAACGGCAUCAGGCAGGAGGAGCAAGGCCAGCUGGUCAACGCUGGAACCGAGAACGAGGCCAUCGCUGUCCGCGGCUCCUACUCCUACACGGGCCCCGACGGCGUCGUCUACACCGUCACCUACGUCGCCGACCAGAACGGAUUCCAGCCCCAGGGCGCCCAUUUACCCGUUGCCCCCUAAGCUACUUUGAAGAACCCAAAAAUCUAGUCCAAAAAUACUCAAUUCCCUCCCUUUCGCCACAACACCCCUUCCUUUGUUUGUCCUCCAAGCGACUCUGUGAUACAAACCCCGAAAUGAUUAUUGUUAAUAAAGAUUUGUGUUAUAUUUAAUUUAAAACAA